AUACAAGCGACUGGGAUAAGCAGGGAGGCUUCUGAAGAGGAAAUACAAGCAGCAAGAAACUUUCUCAUUCAGAAAUAUUCUGGGCACCCUAGUGUGGAUGCAAUUGAAUCAGCCCAUGACAAAAUUAUCAUGCAGAAAUUCUAUGAGAGGAAAAAUCCAAAAAUUGACAUCAAGAAAAAGGUUAGGGAGGUCAGGCAGUCUCGUGUUGUGCAGGCUGUUGUUAGCAGAUUCCAGACACCAUCAACAAAGUUCAUUAUCAAAACAUUUGCUGCAUUUUUGGUACUUGGAGUUCUCACUGUUGUCUUUCCAACUGAAGAAGGCCCAACCUUGCAAGUAGCCAUAUCAUUGAUAGCCACAAUGUACUUCAUACAUGAUCGGCUGAAGAGCAAAAUCCGAGCUUUUCUUUAUGGGGCUGGAUCUUUUAUUUUCUCCUGGCUAUUUGGAACCUUCUUGAUGGUAUCUGUGAUUCCACCUUUUCUUAAAGGGCCAAGGAGUUUCGAAGUGAUGUCUUCACUAUUAUCUUACGUGCUACUUUGGAUUUCAUCUACCUAUCUUAGGUAGGCAUUAAGAGAUCCAGUUUUCUUUCAUUGCUAGAUUCCUGUUUUGUCGAAGUGGACAGGUCAAGAGCUUCUUUGCUAGUGGUUCCCGGAUUAUAAGUCAUGCAUUGAAUUUUGCCAUAUUUCUAAGGCAUAGGUGAAGGCAAGAGAGUAGGUUCAGUUCCUGUUGUGCUAGGAGUAUGUCCCCAUGGAACUUGAAAGAGAAUACAGAAUCGAUACUUGCAAUCAUUUGUUAACAGUUAGGUUCGUGGUCCCAGUUUUGGGAGAAAGUGUUUAUGAAAUUGUUGUAUUUUCUUUGGAGAUAGGGUGUAAAACUACAUGAAGGUAAAGAAUACGCAUUGCGCAAUAUGGUUCUUUGCUCCAUGAGUACGUAUGUUCACAUCUAAUUUGCCUGCGCUUUGAUAGUCCUACCAUUUCUUUUGAGGCGAUACGGAAGUAGAAUUCAAACUCUGGUCAUUAAGUUUUUACUAAAGAGCUUCAUUUUAGCCAAGCUAUAUGUUCUCGCCAAUCGUCCUACUGUCUUGAGUGGGCCGAGGGUGUAAUUAUUCCAAAUCUUGAAUUAAGCUUAAGGACCUUCAUUGAGUAGACCCUGCCCGCAAUUACUGUGAUGUCAUUGAUGGUGAAGGCUUCUAUAUGCACUUUGCUCCACAAUUUUAUUGCUUUUAUGUAUUUAUUUUGCAAUUUUAGACAGUAACUGGUAGAUCUUUUGCACUAUGGACCCUCUGUAUGUCCUAUGCAUCACAAUUUUCUGUUGGCUAUGAACUGAGCUUCUAGUGACCUCUGAAGCGUACACGGAUUCCCAACUUCUGUUUUAGGCCAUGAAAUAGACUUUUGAUUGUAAUGUAAAAGUUUUUUUGUAAAGAUUGUAGCUAUGUCCAUAUUAUUUGCAACUUGUGAUUUGUGCACAA
Messenger RNA from Carica papaya (papaya), 1465 nucleotides. NCBI's taxonomy places the organism in Eukaryota, Viridiplantae, Streptophyta, Magnoliopsida, Brassicales, Caricaceae. The record is from RefSeq and is a predicted model, not a curated record.